Bombina bombina (fire-bellied toad) is the source of this 2702-nucleotide messenger RNA. RefSeq names its product pregnancy up-regulated nonubiquitous CaM kinase (gene PNCK). Gene Ontology annotation, molecular function: calcium/calmodulin-dependent protein kinase activity; calmodulin binding; ATP binding. Gene Ontology annotation, biological process: peptidyl-serine phosphorylation. Gene Ontology annotation, cellular component: intracellular anatomical structure. Lineage: Eukaryota; Metazoa; Chordata; Amphibia; Anura; Bombinatoridae. The coding region runs from base 161 to 1180 and encodes 339 amino acids. The record is from RefSeq and is a predicted model, not a curated record. The transcript has 12 exons.
GCUACAGUUUGCUGGCCUGAACUGUAGGGGAAGUGAAUGUAUUAAAUAGCAUGGCAAAUCCUCAUCCAGUCACACAGCACUGCAUCAUUCCUGCAGGCAGACAAGGUUAAUGCGCCGUUGCUGUUCGUACACAGGUCGUCCUACAGCUUGAAUUACUACCAUGCCUCUCGGGAAGAAUGGGAAAAAGAAGGUGGAAGACAUUAACAUGGUGUAUGACAUCAAGGAGAAGCUAGGAGCGGGAGCCUUCUCCGAGGUGGUCCUGGCACAGGAGAAGAAUUCAGAGCGACUGGUGGCCUUGAAAUGUAUCCCUAAGAAAGCACUGCGUGGCAAGGAAGCCGUGGUGGAGAACGAGAUUGUGGUUUUGAAGAAGAUUAAUCACAAAAAUAUAGUCGCCCUGCAAGACAUUCAUGAGAGUCCCACUCACCUGUACCUGGCGAUGGAGCUUGUCACAGGUGGCGAGCUGUUUGACCGCAUUAUCGAACGUGGAUAUUACACAGAGAAAGAUGCCAGCCAGCUGAUCCAGCAGGUUCUAGAGGCUGUCCAGUAUUUACACAAUAUGGGGAUUGUGCACCGUGACCUCAAGCCAGAAAAUCUUCUUUAUGCAACACCCUUUGAGGACUCCAAAAUUAUGAUUAGUGACUUUGGCCUGUCCAAGAUUGAAGAUGGUGGUAUGAUGGCCACAGCCUGUGGGACUCCAGGCUACGUGGCCCCUGAACUCCUGGAGCAGAAACCAUAUGGGAAAGCUGUGGACAUAUGGGCAAUCGGUGUAAUCUCUUAUAUCCUACUCUGCGGUUACCCCCCUUUUUAUGAUGAGAAUGACUCAGAACUUUUCAACCAGAUCCUAAAGGCAGAGUAUGAAUUUGACUCACCGUACUGGGAUGACAUAUCUGAAUCAGCAAAAGACUUUAUCCGACACCUACUGGAGAAAGAGCCUGAGAAACGGCUGACGUGUGAGCAGGCCUUGCAGCAUCCUUGGAUCUGUGGGGACACAGCAUUAGAGAGAGACAUCCAUGGAUCAGUGAGUGAGCAAAUCCAGAAGAAUUUUGCCCGCACUCAAUGGAAGAGGGCCUUCAAUGCAACUUCGUUUUUGCGCCACAUCACAAAAAUGGGGCAAAGCGCUGAGGCAGAAUCAGAGGAAAACCCAGUAGAGGCUGUCCCAGAUGAGAAGGACAAGUGGUGAUGGAAGCUGGAAACCGAAGACUUGACGCCUGGAGUCCCUGCUACCUGGGACCUCCAUGUCAGGCACUACAGCCUUGCAUGAGCUUGUGGUGACACCUGUCUGCAUGAUGCCCUCAGUGGCCAAUGGCUGUUCUUCCCCCUAGCCCACGAUGGCCUCCCUCUACUCCCCCAGUCCCUCCAGCUGGCCCAGAAUUCUGAGAAGUUAUUGAGGUGGGGGUACACAAUGAAGCUUCACAAAUGGUGGUUCCUAAAGUUCCUCCCCCUUUACAAGGAAGAACCAUAGAGGAUUCAUUUACUGGGUGACUUCCCUUUUUACAUUCCGCUGAUCAGUCCUCAAAGAGAACUGCAUAUGGCAGGUACGGAUCAGAAAUCCGUAGGGGAUGGUGCACUACCUCAGAGCAAGAACACAGUGGUUACCGGCUAGUGGGUAUUUAUGUAGUCCAAUUGAUAUGGUGUAGGUAGUGCAUUCAGUUCUUUUGAUCUCUUUCCUUUGUAACUUGUGUUAUCAUAAUCUUCUGCGUUCUCUACUAAUUCUUCAUUUGUACAGUUGACUUCUAGAUAUGUAUAAGCACUUAUUGCUUAUAGGACUAAUCACCUUCAUUUUCAUAGAAAGGUGAUGAGUGCACACAGCAACAUAAAAGUGCAAAUGUCUACCACGUGUCUAAAUGUAUAGCCAAACUUUACUCUCACUAGCUUUAUAGACAACAAUGCGGGAUAAGCCUGACGUAUGAGGCCUACACACACACAUUAAUAUAUAUUAGUGGUCUUCCACGUGGUUGUCAGAUUGUUAGGGUGUAAGGGAAUCAGUGACAGUUGGGACAGGUGGAAGAGACACGUUUUAGCUUAGAGCUAGGGCAGCAUUUUGCUUAUCUAUACUGACUGUUAAUGUAACUCAUAAACACAUUUUAGCAUCUAUACUAUGUCACAUACUAAUAAAGAAAUCAAACCCCUAAAUACAAAUAUAAUUAUAUUUAAUUGGAUAUAGAGUAGGGUGUAGAGCAGAAUCAGAUGUCAUUAUGAAGUUUGAGUACAAUAAAAUAAGAGUGACAAUUUAUGGGACAUAACAAACAAAUUAAAAAUGAAUUUGGGGGAACGGGAGACUGGGAUGUGGGAGGAUAGGCUGGUGAGCUGAAUUUUAUUUGAAAUUGGAUGUAAAGCUGUUCUUAAUUUUAAGUGAAUACUUGAGUAUUUCAAAGUAAACCCAUGCUGUUUGGUGCCAAGACACCGAUUCUUGUUCCUUGCUGUAACUACUACUUUUGUAGGGGUUUAUAUGACCCCAAAAACACAUUCAGUGCACAAAAAGAGCCAAAAUCACUUCUUGUGAACACAUAUUUUUCUGUGAGUGACAAAAUAGAUCUUGUGAAUUCCCUGUCCUUUCUGGGUGCGGCUGUGCCAAAGAUGAAAUUGUGCUUAGGCUUCUGGUGUCAUUAAGUAACUAAAAUCCUGUGUUUUUUUUUCUCUAGAUGAAUUUAUUCUUGUGUAUUGGUUAUCUCACAUUAAAUACAGUGCUGUCCUGUACAAAA